AUGGCGGCGCCGUCAGGGUCGUGUCCUACCGGCCAGUGGAUGAGGACGUCGAGUCGUGCCAAUGAGAGCAGUGCCGCGGAUAAAGAGCCGUCGCAUUGCAAUGAGCCGUCGCAGGACGCCGGAAACCGCACCGGCGUCGCUGCUUCCCACAAACGACCGAGGGAGGAUGCGGUCGAGGCGAGCAGCAGCAAGGCCAAUCGGGAGAAGAUGCGCCGCGACCGACUCAACGACAGGUUCGUGGAGUUGGCGCGGUCUCUGGAGGGGAGCGGACAGGCGCGCGCGGACAGGGGGAGUAUUCUGGCGGACGCGGUGCGCGUGCUGGCGCAGCUGCGCGCGGAGACAGCGCAGCUGCGGGGCUCCGCGGAGCAGAUGAAGGAGCAGAUCCGCGAGCUCAAGGCGGAGAAGAGCGAGCUGAGGGAGGAGAAGGCUCGUCUGCAGGCCAACAAGCAGCAGCUGGAGGAGCAGGUCCGCCGCAUGGCUGCGUCCGGUGCCGCCCAAUCCACCGCCGCCACGUCAGCAGCAGCCCCAUCAGCAGCCGGCUCUGGUGCUGCCGGUGCUGUCCCCUUGAUGCUGCAUCCAGCCGGCGACACGUCAGCACCGUCCGACGAGUUCCGCGGCGCGGACGGGCGCGUGUACCACUCGCACGACGGGCUCGCCCCGCACUCGCACGAGCCGCUCGACAGCGCGGGGAGCUUCGCGCUGCGCGCGCCGCCCUUGCCGAACCGCGACUUGGCGGAGCGCGCGUUUACCGUUGGAAUCGGCGGGCCCGUCGGAUCAGGAGAGCAGCACAGCCUGGCAGCCGUCACCAACGACAUCUUCACAUCAACCACCCAUUCCGCCCCUAUGCUCCCCCAUUCCCCCGUCCACUCACAUGAAAACGGCCCUAAUGUUGGCCCUCUGCCGCACGCUGAGAGAGCAGCACAGCCUGGCAGCCGUCACCAACGACAUCUUCACAACCACUCAUAUUCCUCCCGUCCCGCACACCCAUUGUCCAAUCCACCACAGAAAUACUGCUCUCAUGCUGGCCCUGUGUCGCACGGUGAGAGAGCAGCACAGCCUGGUCUGGCAGCGGUUACCAACGACAUCUUCACGCAGGAGGACGGCGAGUUCCUCUCAUGCGCUCUGCUUCUCCCCUCCUUCCCUCCCGCAUGCACUCCACUCCACAAAGACUGCUCUCAUGCUGGCCCUGUGUCACACACUCAACGACCAGUACAGCCUGGUCUGGCAGCGGUUACCAACGACAUCUUCAUGCAAGAGGACGGCGAGUUCCCCUCAUGCGCUCCUCUGCUCCCCUCCUUCCCUCCCACGGCUAGCUCCCUCCUUUCCUCUGCACCUCCCUUCUUUGCUCUGCAUCUUCACACCGCCUCAUUCCCCCAUUCAACCCCAACCCAUCCAUCGUGUAGCAGAACGGCCCUCAUGCUGGCUCUGUGCCGCACACUAAGGGACAGCAAGACUGCUCUCAUGCUGGCUCUGUGCCGCACACUAAGGGACAGCAAGACUGCUCUCAUGCUGGCUCUGUGCCGCACACUAAGGGACAGCAAGACUGCUCUCAUGCUGGCUCUGUGCCGCACACUAAGGGACAGCAAGACUGCUCUCGUGCUGGCUCUGUGCCGCACACUAAGGGACAGCAAGACUGCUCUCGUGCUGGCUCUGUGCCGCACACUAAGGGACAGCAAGACUGCUCUCGUGCUGGCUCUGUGCCGCACACUAAGGGACAGCAAGACUGCUCUCAUGCUGGCUCUGUGCCGCACACUAAGGGACAGCAAGACUGCUCUCAUGCUGGCUCUGUGCCGCACACUAAGGGACAGCAAGACUGCUCUCGUGCUGGCUCUGUGCCGCACACUAAGGGACAGCAAGACUGCUCUCAUGCUGGCUCUGUGCCGCACACUAAGGGACAGCAAGACUGCUCUCGUGCUGGCUCUGUGCCGCACACUAAGGGACAGCAAGACUGCUCUCGUGCUGGCUCUGUGCCGCACACUAAGGGACAGCAAGACUGCUCUCAUGCUGGCUCUGUGCCGCACACUAAGGGACAGCAAGACUGCUCUCAUGCUGGCUCUGUGCCGCACACUAAGGGACAGCAAGACUGCUCUCGUGCUGGCUCUGUGCCGCACACUAAGGGACAGCAAGACUGCUCUCAUGCUGGCUCUGUGCCGCACACUAAGGGACAGCAAGACUGCUCUCGUGCUGGCUCUGUGCCGCACACUAAGGGACAGCAAGACUGCUCUCGUGCUGGCUCUGUGCCGCACACUAAGGGCGUAUCCAGCUGGAUACGCCCUAAGGGACAGCAAGACUGCUCUCGUGCUGGCUCUGUGCCGCACACUAAGGGACAGCAAGACUGCUCUCGUGCUGGCUCUGUGCCGCACACUAAGGGACAGCAAGACUGCUCUCAUGCUGGCUCUGUGCCGCACACUAAGGGACAGCAAGACUGCUCUCAUGCUGGCUCUGUGCCGCACACUAAGGGACAGCAAGACUGCUCUCGUGCUGGCUCUGUGCCGCACACUAAGGGACAGCAAGACUGCUCUCAUGCUGGCUCUGUGCCGCACACUAAGGGACAGCAAGACUGCUCUCGUGCUGGCUCUGUGCCGCACACUAAGGGACAGCAAGACUGCUCUCAUGCUGGCUCUCAAGACUGCUCUCAUGCUGGCUCUCUGCCGCACACUACGAGACAAGUACAGCCUGGCAGCGGUCACCAACGACAUCUUCACGCAGGAGGACGGCGAGUUCCUGAUCAAGCACGCCGCCCUCUCGCCGCCCGGCCGCAUCCGGGCGGUGGAGACGGGCGGCUGUCCGCACGCCGCCAUCCGGGAGGACAUCAGCAUCAACCUGGGGCCGCUGGAGGAGCUUUCCUCUGAGUUUAAGGCGGAUAUGCUGCUGUGCGAGUCAGGCGGAGACAACCUAGCGGCCAACUUCAGCCGAGAGCUAGCAGACUACAUCAUCUAUAUCAUCGAUGUGUCGGGCGGCGACAAAAUCCCCAGGAAGGGCGGCCCGGGAAUCACCCAGGCAGACCUGCUGGUGAGAGAAAAGGGGGGGGUAGCAGACUACAUCAUCUACAUCAUUGACGUGCCGGGCGGCGAUACGAUCCCCAGGAAGGGCGGCCCUGGCAUCACCCAGGCAGACCUGCUGGUGAGAGAAAAGGGGGGGGUCCUCUCUGGUUCCUCCGCACCCCUCCUUUUCCUUGUCUCCCUUCCUCUUCAAACCCCCUUCUCCCCCGCCCUCUCCCCAUUUCCCCCCGUUUCCUUGUCUCCCUUCCUGCUCUGUGCUCUCUGCUGCGUGCAUUCUUCCAUGCUGACGUGGCAUCAUCAGGUGGUGAACAAGACUGACCUGGCGCCGGCGAUCGGUGCUGACCUGGCGGUCAUGGAAGCGGACGCGCUGCGCAUGCGGGAUGGGGGGCCCUUGGUGUUUGCACAGAGGGGCGCGUAUGUUGCCAGAGUGGUGGAUGCUGGUGGGAUGAUGGGAAGGCGGGUCGCUGGUGUUUGUGCAGGCGGAGCGGCGCGUAUGUUGCCAGAGCUGUGGAUGCUGGUGGGAUGCUGUGAUGGCGGCCCAUUGGUGUUUGUGCAGGUGGGUGAAUGGGGGAGAGGGGAAUGGAGGGACAGAGGGGCGCGUAUGUUGCCAGAGGGGCGCGUAUGUUGCCAGAGGGGCGCGUAUGUUGCCAGAGGGGCGCGUAUGUUGCCAGAGCUGUGGAUGCUGGGAAGGCGGGCCGCUGGUGUUCGUGCAGCCAUAUGUGCUCACAGCAUGGAGUGCCAGCCAUAUGUGCUCACAGUAUGGAGUGCCAGCCAUAUGUGCUCACAGUAUGGAGUGCGCUCUGCAUUGAUGCAUCGCAUGCCUCUUCCCGUGCGUGCACCUAUCCCAUCCCUCAAUGCAGGUGAAGCAUGGAGUGAACUUUUGAGGCGCCUCAAAACUCCUCCCGUGCGUGCACCUAUCCCAUCCCUCAAUGCAGGUGAAGCACGGAAUGGGGGUACCAGCUAUAGUGGACUAUGUGAUCACAGCAUGGGGUGCCGCUCUCACAGCAUGGGGUGCCGCUCUCAUUGCAUGCAUGAAAAUAUACCAUCCCCAUGCAUCCCUCCCAUUCAUCCGCCCAUCCUACUUUGCGGGCUCCCAUCCCUCCCCUCAAUGCAGGUAAAGCAUGGGGUGGGGGUACCAGCCAUAGAGGACCAUGUGCUCACAGUGAAGCACGGGGUGGGGGUACCAGCCAUAGUGGACCAUGUGCUCACAGCGUGGUGUGCCGCCACAAGCCAGCCCAGGAGGUGCUCACAGCGUGGUGUGCCAUCCUCGCAGGUGAAGCACGGGGUGGGGGUACCAGCCAUAGUGGACCAUGUGCUCACAGCGUGGUGUGCCGCCACAGGCCAGCCCAGGAGCCCAGAAGUUCAGAUGGCAGCAGCGUCGUCAGGGACUCUAAACGGCCUGUCGAAUGGCGGCGCCAGCCACGCCGCCAUUCGCGGCCCACGCUUCGGCACCUACAACCGACGUGGCACGUCUGUCUCCACCGCGUCGCGUGCGACACUGAUGAGAUUUCGAGCCGCUGGCGACACGUGGCAAUCGGCCACCGCGCGACAAUGCGGGUGGUCCAGCGGGGAGAUUGGGGGAGGAUGGGGAAACGGCGGGAUUGCCGGAGGAUUGCGCAGGCGCGCGGAACGGAAAGGGGGAGUAUCUGCAGCGGUAGGGGUUGCCGGUGGGGGGGGAGUGGUUGUUGUAGCGGCGGCGGGAGCGGAGCAGUCGCCUUAUGACGUGCUGGGAGUGGCUCGAGGCGCGUCUCAGAAGGAGAUUAAGUCCGCGUUCCGGCGGCUGGCCCUUAAGUACCACCCCGACGUGAAUAAAGCGCCCGACGCUCAGGAGCGUUUUGUGCGCAUAAAGCAGGCGUAUCAGACGCUCACAGACCCCGAUGCUGCUGCCAACGCCAAGGCGCGCGCAGCCUCGCAGCGGCAGCAGCAGCAGUGGGCGCGGAGCAGCAGCAGCACCAGGGCGAGGGGGGGUUAUGGUGCGCAGUGGGACGCGGAUUUCAGUGGCCCGUUUGACCCGUUUGAUGCGUGGAAAGGACUAAAGAACAAGCCAGAUGACUUCUACAGCCUUGGUGAGCAUAUGGCUUGGUUCAGGUCAGGAGGUCUAUGGGAGGGUAUGGGCAUUGGGAGGGUAUGGGGCAUUGGGAGGGUAUGGGGCAUUGGGAGGGUAUGGGGCAUUGGGAGGGUAUGGGGCAUUGGGAGGGUAUGGGGCAUUGGGAGGGUAUGGGGCAUUGGGAGGGUAUGGGGCGAGAGCGGGUCGGGAGCAGGUAUGGUGCGCGUGGAGGGGAAGGGAGGGGCGCAGUGGGAUGCUGAUUUCAGCGGUCCGUUUGAUCCGUUUGAAGCAUGGAAAGGGCCAAAGAACAAGCCACAUGAAAUUUACGGCAUCGGUUGGUUGCGGGGAGAGUGUGGGUCGCAGUGGGAUGGUGAUUUUGGGGCUGUCUCUGCUGCAUGGAAGGGACCUGCGAACAAGGCAGAUGCCUUUUACAGGUUCGGUGAGUGCAGUGGUGGGCGGGUGGGGUGGACGCGUGCCUGCCCCCUGCACAACGAUUUCUUCAAGGAUCUUCAGAAGGACUUUGAGGAGAAGCAGAAGGAGCGCGGCACCGGCAAGCCCAAGAGUCUGUGGGAGGAGCUGGCGGUGAGUGUUGCAGGGGAUGGGGUGGAGAAGCAGAAGGAGCAGGGGGGCAAGCUCAAGAGCCUGUGGGAGGAGCUGGCGUUGAGUGGAAGAAGCUGUGGAUGGUUAUGGAGCAGUGUGGAUUGGUUGGGCUGGUUUGAGGCAAUCCGUCCCUCCUCCACCUUCCCAAACCCCUUCACCUCCAUGCUCCAGUCCUUACCAUUGCAGGAAAGGCCCUUCCCGAUCGCACUCUUCACUGUUUUUUUCCUCAGCUGCCACGAGAUCAGUGAAAUGGUAAGCAGUGGACAGAGAGUGUCCUUUCCCACUGCUGGAACCGCCUCGGCCAAUCCCCCUCUUCACACCAGCUACCUCCUUCGUCAAGCCAGUGGGGCUGCUGCAGAGGCUGUGAGCGGAGGAGGAGCAGGAGGAGGAGUCCGAGGAGAGGUGGAUGAGACACGCACUGCAGCUGCUGCAGCUGCUCUCACUGCGACUCAAGCUGCACCACCCGCUGCUCGCCUUUGCUCCCUCCUUCCCACCCUGCUGUGCCUCUGA
Molecule: messenger RNA, 6159 nt
Organism: Closterium sp. NIES-65
Lineage: Eukaryota; Viridiplantae; Streptophyta; Zygnematophyceae; Desmidiales; Closteriaceae
Source: the annotation of a GenBank genome assembly